AUGUCGACACCUCAAGAGACGAGUGAGCGCAGGACUAAGCGUCGGGCGGCUAUGAGCUGCGACAGGUGCAAGGCGAGGAAAACAAAGGUGAGGCCAAAUAUGUGUUCACAUGUGAGAGGACGACUGGCUGACCAACGUCCAUACUACCGCGUCUCCGAAGAAGAGUUCCGCUAUAUGACACAGAUUCUUGAGCAUUUUUUGCCCAACACUGAGCUUAAUCUGCCAAACUUGAAAGCGUUCGUCCAGUCGUUGGAAAACAGCGCGUUGGAAAAUCCAAUUACACCCUCAGCAAGCGAUGGCAUCACUCCAAGUUAUCCGAUCGUCAGCCCUCAAUCAACUGCAUCAGAGAGUGUCAACGAGAGCUCGGAUAUUACAAGCGAGAUUUCUGAGUUGUAUCAGGAAGUUGGACGGGUAAGAGUUGACUCAAAAGGUGUUCAGAGACAUGUCGGACCAAGCUCGUCAUACCUCUUCCACUCUGCAGUCCGAUCCAUCAAACAGCCUCGUCAGCCGAAUACUCCAAAUAGUGACAUCAUUGCUCCCCUCACAGCCUCACCCUCCAUCCCUCCCCCACUACCGGAAUCAUCGCUGGGAGUGAAGCGAACUCCCCGUCAGGUCAACCUACCCCACAGAGAGCUCUGCAACAACUGCAUAGCUCGGUUCUUCCGCGAGGUGCAUGCCGUGUACUGGCUCUUCUCGGCCGAGCAGCUGCACGCCACCCUGGAUCGGAUAUAUGCUGGCGAUGCUACGGCUGCAACUCCCGCUGCGCUGUGUAGCUUGUACUCGAUACUUGCUAUUACAUGCGAAAGUGAGAUGCAGAAGGAGUGGUCGGAUACAGCCAUGAGGCCUUCGGUAACGUAUCUGACCUUGGCCAAGGCUGUGGUUCCUGCACUGUUUGAUGAUGCCGACUCGGAUAGUGUUCGGGCACUUUGUCUCCUCGGCCUUGCACUUUCGUGUUCCAUGUUUGGAAGUACGGCAUAUGUGUACAUCGGUGCGGCUGCUAGGGUGGCAUUCACACUUGGAUGGCAUGUUCGAGAUGAGAGCUCUCGCGUUGACUUGCAAGAACAAAUCGACUUGAGACUCUUCUCGACUCUCUAUAUCCUCGAUCUUGACACUUCGCUUUGUUACGGGAACCCGCCGGCUAUUGACCAAAGCAUCGUCCCGAACCUACCCAAGUCUCCAUGUGAACAGCUUCUGGGCCCAGGAUCUAGCAUGCCACAUGACUAUCUAGAAACCUCGUGUCAGCUGGCUCAUCAUCGGCGAGGUCUCACAAGGCUUCUGUAUCAAAAACCAACAGCAAAGUCGGCGCCCAUCUCAAUAAUCGCCGUCUCCAAAGCAGUCUCUGACCUCGAGAGCUGGUACUCUGAGAUCCCAUUCCACCUUCGCCACCCCAAUCAAGUUGCAAGGUUCCAUGUGCGGUCAGUUGCAGUUUUGCACCUCCGAUACUGGAGUGCCAUGAUCUACGCCACGCGGCCAUUCCUUCUCUAUAGCGCUCUGAAAGAGGACAGCAUAGGACAAAGCCCAAAGCAGAAGUCGUUUCAAGAUUUUAGUGCCAGAUGUCUGAAUGCAGCGCAAAAGUCGCUAGAGAUGAUCCUCUUCCUCGGAGAGCGAGGCCUGCUAUCCAGCUUGGUCCUGCUCGAUUGUGGGUCGAUCCUCGAGGAUAUGCAGGUCUUUCUCCUUGGACUGAAGCUAUCAGACCCUUCGAUUCACAUGAGAAAUGUUGAAACGUGUCUUCACACUCUACAGAGUAUGGAACAGGUCUUUUGGACAAAAAUGUUGCUUCCAGAGGUGAUAGCCCAGCUACGGGAAUUUGGGGUUCUUAGCGAUGAACCAGGGUUGAGUCUGGUUGAUGAUCAACCCGCUGGUCUCAUAUUCUUGGACUUUGCUCAGCAGGGCGAGCCGUGA
Molecule: messenger RNA, 1902 nt
Organism: Fusarium vanettenii 77-13-4
Lineage: Eukaryota; Fungi; Ascomycota; Sordariomycetes; Hypocreales; Nectriaceae
Exons: 5
Coding region: 1-1902 (633 amino acids)
Biological process (GO): DNA-templated transcription; positive regulation of transcription from RNA polymerase II promoter by galactose
Cellular component (GO): nucleus
Molecular function (GO): DNA-binding transcription factor activity, RNA polymerase II-specific; RNA polymerase II cis-regulatory region sequence-specific DNA binding; zinc ion binding
Source: RefSeq, a predicted model, not a curated record